Molecule: messenger RNA, 1758 nt
Organism: Penicillium samsonianum
Lineage: Eukaryota; Fungi; Ascomycota; Eurotiomycetes; Eurotiales; Aspergillaceae
Product: MDR family MFS transporter
Exons: 4
Coding region: 1-1758 (585 amino acids)
Biological process (GO): transmembrane transport
Molecular function (GO): transmembrane transporter activity
Source: RefSeq, a predicted model, not a curated record
AUGUCUUCAACAACACUUCCACCUCCCUUGCCAGAGGACGGCAACGGCAACGGCAACGGCAACCUCGAAGCGAUCGGAGAGAAAACACAUCAGGUCGAGCCUGAAAAGGAAAAGCAGACCGUCGAGUCUAACAGACCGUCCACUAUGGCAUCCUCAUCUGUCAAUGGUUUAGACGAUGGUCCUGCUACUGAAGAAAAAGCUGUGGAUGAGCCGCCAAAACCUGUGAUGGAAUAUCCGAAAGGUAUCGAAGCCUUGUUCAUCAUGGUUGCGCUCGUGCUCAGUAUCACCCUCUGUUCUCUGGAUCAGACCAUUGUUGCAACAGCUAUUCCAAAAAUUACCGACCAAUUCCACAGCCUUGACGAUAUCUCGUGGUACGGUUCGGCUUAUUUCAUGACGCUCGGAGCCUUCCAGUCAACCUGGGGCAAAGUGUAUAAAUACUUUCCCCUCAAAACUAGUUUCCUGGUGGCAAUCUUCAUCUUUGAACUUGGGAGUUUGAUCGCCGCUGUCGCCCCAAACUCAACGACUCUGAUUGUUGGACGUGCCAUCUCCGGUCUCGGUGCCUCGGGUAUCGCGCCUGGAGUAUACACGAUUUCUGCUUUUGCUGCUGAGCCCACCAAAAGAGCUACCUACACGGGGGUCAUUGGUGUGUCAUAUGGCGUUGCCGCUGUCUGCGGACCACUCAUUGGUGGAGGGCUUACAAAAGGGGCAUCCUGGAGGUGGUGUUUCUAUAUCAAUCUUCCAAUCGGUGGUCUGGCCGCUUUUGUCAUCCUGCUCACCUUCAAGACCCCUAAAGCCGCUAAAGUGGUCCAGGCUACGCUCAAGGAGAAGCUUCUAAACAUGGACCCGAUAGCGACGAUGCUUACAAUGGGUGCACUGGCCUGCUUGCUUCUAGCUCUUCAGUACGGUGGUAUAACCCAUGCGUGGGAUUCCAGCGUCGUUAUUGGUUUACUCGUCGGCUUCGUUGUCAUGGUUAUUGCACUUAUAAUUGCAGAAAUAUGGCAAGGUGAACGCGCUAUGCUGACACCACGCAUUUUGCGCAAAAAGUCCGUCUGGGCCAGCAGCGUAUGGGGCUUCUUCUUCGCUGGCGCGUAUUUCGUCACGCUCUAUUACCUGCCUAUUUAUUUCCAAAGCAUCGACAACGUCAGUCCGAUUGACUCGGGUGUGCGCAACAUUCCUCUCAUUGUCAUGUUCGGCAUUGCCACAUAUGGCUCAGGCAGAGCCAUCACGAAGACGGGUAUUGCAACUCCUUAUAUGGCAGCUGGCUCUGUGAUCGUGACCAUCGCCGCUGGUCUACUGUAUACUCUCGACGUUAGGACCUCGACAGGCAGAUGGGUUGGGUAUCAGAUCCUGGCGGGCUUCGGAUACGGCCUCGCCCUCCAAGUCCCGGUCGUCGUUGCGCAGGCUUUUGCUGCGCCAAGCGACAUGGCUCCUACGACCGCGAUUAUUAUAUUCGCUCGAUCUGUCGGCGGCACAAUUUUGCUCGCAGCCGCGCAAUCCGGCUUCGUCAAUCAGAUUGUGCACAAGCUUGCCACCACCGCACCGAGCGUCAAUCCCGCCCAAGUCACGGGUAUCGGUGCCACUGAGGUGCACAGGCUAUUUUCCGGAGCCGAGCUGGACGGUGUUGUCCAUGCGUACGCAUGGGGUAUCAAGGUUGUUUUCGCAAUUACUAUCGCGGCCUGCGGCCUCACUGUCCCCUUCAGCUUGUGCAACGAAUGGGCCAAUGUUAACGCGAAGAAACCCAGUGGUGGCGGUGCUUAA